AAGACAAUCCAAGAUCGAUUUUUUUUGUUGGCGUUGUGUGUCGCUGCGUCUGCAUGCUCUCGCUCAUGCGUGCGGUAGUAAUGCGCAUUCACAUCGCAUUUUCAACAAGUUGUUAAGAGACGGCGGAAAAAAAGUACUGAGUAAAGCAGUUUCUGCAAUUUCAGUAUGUCCACUUUUGACUUGACAAAGCCGGCCGAUAGCUCUGAAAGUGAAGAUGACGACUACGUUCCAUCGGCCGAGGAGAGCGAAGGCGAUGAGUCUGAUGCCGAAAACGACGCCGGGAGUGACGCUGAGGCACCUGCUGGAAAAAAGCCGAAGGGAACAAAGAAAAAACAGUCGUCAAGGAAACGUAAGGGUGGAAUUCAUUUGGAGGGUGAUGUUAGUCCAGCACACGACAGUCCUGAUAAGGUAGACGAUGUAGAGGAGCUAGUUUCUGCACUCACCCCGGAAGAAGAGAAGAAGAAAGCAGACGACCUGUGGUCUGAUUUCUUGCGUGAUGUUGAACCUAUUCCUAGGAAACGCACUGUUCCUGCUGCAAGUGCAGUCUCUCAGGAGCCUAGCAAACCAUCUUCUUCAACCACAAGCCCGCAAGAAGUACCAGAGAAGAAAGUCAAGAUUACUCAGAUGCUGGAAUUUGCUGGAGAGACUAUCAAGGUGGACAAGGAAGUUGCUGCCGAUUCUAAGGAAGCACGCUUAUUUGCUCAGAAGGAAGAGACUGAACAGACGAAGUCACCAGUGUUACCUGGAAAAAGGAAGCCUAUUGGUGUUGGAAAUGUCUUGAAUCAGCUCUUCAACAAGAAGCAGAAGAUUAGCACACUGGAGAAGUCUAAGCUGGACUGGGACAACUAUAAGAAGACUGAGGGCCUUGUGGAAGACCUCCAGAGUCACAACAGAGGCAAAGACGGGUACCUGGAGAAGCAAGCAUUCUUGCAGCGGGCUGACGUUCGCCAGUUUGAAAUUGAAAAGAACCUGAGAGCCAAGAACAGGUCAUCACACUACCUCUGAACUAGAGUCUGAAU
This is a messenger RNA of Rhipicephalus sanguineus (brown dog tick), 1019 nucleotides long. RefSeq names its product craniofacial development protein 1 (gene Yeti). The transcript is spliced from 8 exons. Lineage: Eukaryota; Metazoa; Arthropoda; Arachnida; Ixodida; Ixodidae. The coding region runs from base 166 to 1005 and encodes 279 amino acids. The record is from RefSeq and is a predicted model, not a curated record.